AACCAAGUGUUCCACUAGAGACGCAGUAAUGGCGGCUCUCGCUCCUCUCGCUUCCUUCUUCUCUAAUGUCCUCCUUUCCUCGCUACGGGCUUCCAAUCCAAAGGGCCUAAUGGUGCCGCCUGGAGUUCUCCUUCGUGCUCUGUCCACCUCUCCUCGUUCCAGGACCCGCCGUAGCAAUAAAGAGCUUUGGUGGGUCGCAAAGAAGAAGCCCUUGGCUCAGGUCUCUGCUGCCAAAGCGGAUGCCUUUCUAUCCAGUGAAAGCAGUGUGUAUCCUAGGUAUCCUGAAUACAAUCGUUUACUCCCGUGCCCACAGCAAAAUCAACCUCCAAGAAUUGAGCACCUUGUAGUUUCUGAAGGAGGCAUAGUAGUUGACUAUAUUUCCAAAGCUUUGGAUCUUCCCUCAUUGUUUGUUGCAGAUCUUAUUCAUUUUGGAGCUGUGCAUUAUGCACUUGUCUGCCCAAAACCUCCACCAAGUGCAACUCCUGAACAAGUUCGGCUGUUUAAAGAAGUGACAGAACCAUCAGUUCUGCAGAAGAGGUCAUCUCUCAGAGGGAAAACUGUGAGAGAAGCUCAAAAAACUUAUAGGAUAACUCAUGUUAAUGAAUUUGUUGAAGCUGGGACCUACUUACGUGUACAUGUACACCCAAAACGCUUUCCAAGGUGCUAUGAGGUUGAUUGGAAGUCCAGAAUUAUAGCUGUUACUGCUUCAUAUGUUGUUCUUGACAAACCAGCUGCUACUUCAGUAGGAGGAACAACUGAUAACAUUGAAGAAAGUUGUGCAACUUUUACUUCACGUGCUUUGGGAUUAGAAACUCCUCUGAGGACCACACAUCAGAUAGAUAACUGUACCGAAGGCUGUGUUGUGUUGGCCAAAACAAAGGAGUUCUGUGCCAUUUUCCAUGGAAUGAUUAGGGAAAAACAGGUGAAAAAGCUUUAUCUUGGUCUCGCUGCUGCACCUGUGCCAUUGGGAAUAAUUUCUCACUACAUGCGUCCUGUGAACAUUGCUCCAAGAUUAGUUUCAGAAGAUUUUAUUGAAGGAUGGCAUCUUUGCCAAUUGGAGGUUCUAGAAUGCAAGGAGGUCCCAUGGCCAAGUUCGGAUGUUGAGAGAAGGUACAACAUCGAGGGUUGUGGAUGGCCCUCGUGGUCCGUUGCCUAUGAAUGUAAAAUCAACCUCUUGACAGGAAAAACACAUCAGGUCAGAGCUCAGUUAGCUGCAAUCGGUGCACCACUCAUCGGUGACUCUAUGUACAUGCCUGCUGUGAUAUCAGAAAAGGCCAAUCCUCUCAUCAAUCCCUUUGGUGAGUAUAGAAAAGAAUAUACAAGUCAUGAAGAUAAAAUGGCAGCUGUCGAAGAGUGGAUUUCUCAGUACGGUAAAGAACCAAGUGCAGCUAUCGGACUUCAAGCAUCACAAAUCUCAUGGGACAACGGUGAGUGUUCCUAUGAGGCCGGGGCUCCAUGGUGGAGGCAUGGAAUAGCAUAAAUCUGACGAAGUUGAUUGAUAUAUGCUAAUCAACCAAAAGACGACAACGAAAAUUCUCAUGAUCAAACACAGGCUUCUGUUACUCUGAUGAAGCAGUUCAGCAUUGUGCUGUAAGGUAUUUUACUCGAUUAAGUUUUUUGUGGAGAAAGAGCACAGGAUGUGGAACUCUUGUUAACAAGCAGGAUGAUGAGCAGGAGUGAGAUCAAAUUUUCUUAAGAGGGUAAAAAUGAAGGGGCUGAAAGAAAGCUGUUUGUUUCC
This is a messenger RNA of Dioscorea cayenensis subsp. rotundata (Guinea yam), 1738 nucleotides long. RefSeq names its product RNA pseudouridine synthase 6, chloroplastic. The record is from RefSeq and is a predicted model, not a curated record. Gene Ontology annotation, molecular function: pseudouridine synthase activity; RNA binding. Gene Ontology annotation, biological process: pseudouridine synthesis. Lineage: Eukaryota; Viridiplantae; Streptophyta; Magnoliopsida; Dioscoreales; Dioscoreaceae. Bases 29 to 1480 code for a protein of 483 amino acids. The transcript is spliced from 9 exons.